This is a messenger RNA of Soboliphyme baturini, 921 nucleotides long. The record is from the annotation of a GenBank genome assembly. Lineage: Eukaryota; Metazoa; Nematoda; Enoplea; Dioctophymatida; Soboliphymatidae.
AUGGCGAGGGUUGGAUGCCGAAGAAAAUUGAAUGAAAUCAACAAGCUCGAUCAAUGCUGGGCUCAGAGUCGCAGUGCUGUUUACAAGGCUAAAAAGGAAUACUUUAAAACGGCGAAAGAUGCUGAGGCGGCAAAGAUGAAUAUUUCGAGGAGUCAGCAAGCGGAGGCAGCGAAGUCGAGCUACGCGAAGCAAGUACAGGAAGCAAACGACUACCAGCACAAGUAUCUAACUGAUCUGCUACCGGAAGUGCUUGAGGCACUGUGCGAGCUGGAUAGCAGUCGCGUGAUGCACGUGCAGAGGCUGCUGAAGAAGUGCAUAGAAAUCGAACGGUCGGUAUUGCCAGUGAUGGAGAAAUGCUUGGAUGAUAUGAUGAACGAGACGGACCGUAUAAACCCAGCCGAGGACUGCGAGGCAGUCGUCGAGCGCUACCGCACCGGCUACGGUUUGCCGGACGACAUCAGUUUUCACGAGUACUCGGCCGAGGGAUGUUCGACCACGUCGGCGUCCGAACUGUCGAACGGCGCGUCACAGACGAUCAGUGCUGAAAGCUGGAGCCAGGGCGACUUGUUGAGCCGGAAGGAAACGAGGAAUCUACAUCGCGCACUGUCCGGACGCAAGAAGGGCACGUUUCGAAAAAUAUUCAGGAGCAGGACGGAAGACUAUUCGAAGAACAUGCUAGAAGAUCUGCCGCCCUUGCAGCAGUGCAAGAGAUUGGAGUUUCUUCUGGCAGACUGCAAGAAACAGCUGAAGAACAGACUGGAAAUGAAGGAUGGCCUGAUCAAGCUACAGACGGCCUACAGCGAAACUCCAAAGUUUGGGUCCGCCGCCGAAGUUCAAACGAAUCUCGAAUCAUGUGAGAGCGAAAUCAACGUUCUGUCGAUGGAACUGCAGAGACUUGAGGUAUUCGCCGCCAUCAUCUAA